AUGUCGGGUCGCCACGACGACGGGGUCAAUUUACUACCGACGGCUGCAGCGAUCGAGACGUGGAGGAGGGGGGGAUGCAAGGGGGACGAGCUCGUCUGCCUAAAUAAAAUAGUCGCCCCCCCACCCCCUGGAACUCGCGAUUACUCCUGGGCUCAGAUAUCUCUUUACGUCUCCCUCGCUGUUGGUGCUCGUCCCAAGCUCCGUGGAUUAUGCGUAUCGAUCAACUGCGGAUUUCACCACGCGCUGCAUUACAUGCUGAUCAUCACACGGCCUCACUGGUCACGCAUGGAAAGUUAUUUUGGCGCUACGCUGUUCUUCAUCAACCUUCAAGUUACCUUCUCGCUCCUCCUUGGAUGCAGCAGCAGCAUCCUCCUUUACAAGCUCCGACCAGCACGCAAUUUACUUUCGACACCGGAAACGUUUUCCAAACUGCUUCCCCCUUGGAGUAUGACAUGCGAAAGAGAAGACCAGCUGUACACCGGUUCAACCACUUCCGACCCGAAAGUAUUAUUAUACUCGCAUCCAUUUCGAAAAGCUGAUUUCACGAAUAACAUUGUUGAACCUGUCUGGACGGGAGAAGCUUUUGUCUGA
Molecule: messenger RNA, 591 nt
Organism: Guyanagaster necrorhizus
Lineage: Eukaryota; Fungi; Basidiomycota; Agaricomycetes; Agaricales; Physalacriaceae
Exons: 3
Coding region: 1-591 (196 amino acids)
Source: RefSeq, a predicted model, not a curated record